CCUGAUUAGUUGUUUCGAAAAUGCUCAUUCUGGCGCCAGAGUUACCUACACUGCUACAUUACAUUUUCCGCCUUGUGUGCAAAUCAAACACUGACCGAUCAAAAUAAUGCCCCCUGUUACCAUCAAACGUGCUAUAGUGGAGACACUGGAGGAUCUGAAAAAGGAGGAUUUUGACAAAUUUUGUGCCCAGCUGAGGGACCGAAGGGAAGAGCCGCGGGUCAGCUAUCGAGCUGUGGAGGGAAAGACACCAUGGCAGAUCGCUGACGUCUUGGUUUCAAAUUUCACGGAAGAAAAAGCUUUACUGGUAACUCUGGAAUUACUGAGACAGAUCAAGUGCAACGAGGAGGCAAAGACCCUGGGUGAGAAAACAACAAAUUCGAGUUACAGAUACCGUUUUUUGGGGGAGCGGGGGGCAGUCAUAUUUUUUUUGAGCGUUACCUGUAUUUAUUGUUUUGAGUAAGUGAGUGGAUCGGUGCCAGGGUUUACCACUGAUAAAAACAAAAAAGCCUCCAUGUCAUGAACAUUUCAGAGGCUUAGCCCUCCUUAAAUCGCUCCUAAAUUCAAGUGAUAGUGGAGAGUGUGAGCUUCUCUGCUCAUCUGAAAAAUUAACCACAAAUAUUUUUUUCUCUUUCGCUCACUCAUUGGCAUGCCCUGGUUGCUAACUUUGGGGCUCACCCAAGUAGUGAUCAAUAAAAUGAAGUCACAGUUCAUGAAGGUUUACUCAGUGAUGUUUACUGGUCAUCUUUUGGUGAUAGAGACUUGGUAGAGAUUAAAUUGUCCCUUUUCUUUCACAAGAGCUCAAGAUUCCGUUUAAAGCAGUGAUAGUUCCUUUAGCAGCUCAGUGGUCUUGAAUAUUAUUUUUGGAAUCUUUAUAAAAUUUUCACCAUCCCUCUUUUCUUCCUCUGUAGAGUCAAAGACCAGCACCUGUGUGUGCGUAAGUGCAACCUCACAAUGUAAUAUAAAUAUUAACAGUAACGUUAGGAAGUGUUAUGAAAGGUGCUCACUUGAAUUGUUUGUUUUCGUUCUAUUCUUCUCACAUAGAAAGGUGACUCUACCCUUCAUAGGAGAUUGACCAGGGAGCUGAACCUAAAGACCCCAGAGGAGGCUCUGAAACAUGCACCACACCAUCCCCUACAGGCUGCUGGACAAGGAGGUCCUCGGAAAAGGAAGUUGACGGCUGAAGAAAAGGCUUGUGUUUUCUCUGAUGGUGGGAACCCCGGGAGAGAGAGGCUUAGAUUUGGCAAGUAUAAAGGUAAAACCUUUAAAUGGCUGCUGAAGAAUGACGCUGCCCACAUUGUAGCUAGCCACAGGAUGGAGAAGGAGUCAACUCUACAACAGGGCCGAUGGACAGCCAACAAGGUACUGUUUGUGAAUUCCUAAAGUUUCAUUUAUGUGAUAUUUGCAAUUUCAAAGGUCUUCUCAUCCAAGCCAAAACGUUUCACCAAUCUCAGGAUUUCCUCUUUCUGGUAAUAGAGUCUUUCAGGAAAGAAUGAGCCCAACCUCUUAUGCAAAGAUAUCGAAAAUGAAACUUACAAAUCUAUGUGCAGUAAACAUUCUCCUUUGAAUGCCGAUUUUUUUUUUUUUUUUUUUUUUUGUCUUGCACCUGCACCCACCGUGGGCUGUGUGUGAACACUUUAAACCGCAUUUGUGACUUCAAAAGUUUGAUAUGUGGAGUGGAUGUUUUUGUAGAGAAACUGUUAACAAAAUUGCCCCUGUGAUGAGAAUUGCAGGAAUUGUUUGAAUGAUCAAAACUUCUUUACAUCUGAAGGAUUCUUUGACCAAGUAUGCAGAGGCUUACCCUAAGGUCAUGGAAGAAGUCAAAUUCAAAUGUGCAGGAGAAGCACCUGUUGGGUUUGGUAAGAACAAAAAAGAACUGUUGAAGAACCUCUACGAGUCUAAGGACGAGGACAAAAUCAGGUACAGUAGAAAGCAAGUGCUUUGGAAUCUUAGUUCAGGUUAACCUGCAGACAUUUAAAACCAUCUCGGUAUUCUGCUCUUUGUACAAAGCUAUGUCGACUACCUCCGAACCAUGAAGUCAACCUGCACCGAGGGGUCCAGAAUGGAGAAGGCCAUCCAAUACAUACUGUGGCGUGACCAAGGGCCUUAUCCAAAUUACCAGAGGACAGCCAAAACGGACCACAAAGUCAAAGAAGAGCCACCAAUGAGACAAAGGCAGGGACAACAGAGAUUAUGAUGAAGGCAAAGGUUAAAACAAAAGAGAGAAAACAGACUGCUUUAAACUGACUUUACACUAACACUUCAUCUGACUACACAAUAUGCAUGUUGAUGUCAAAGUGACCUUUUGUUCGCCUGUUCCAUCAAACAGUUUCAAACAGAGAAGAGUGUGCAGAAGUGUGUUUUAUAACUUUUAAUAUAAAGGCAAAAUCCAGAGGAAUGGAGUGAAAGUCUUCACACAAAUCUGUAUAUACACUCUAUUUACAAAAAUAAUAAUGUGGAGACAUGUUGAAACCUUCACAGUGAAUUUCUGAAAAUCAUCUCAGUUCAUGUGAUUCUCAACGGCAAAAGAGGUAGACAUGAGUUUUGUAUAAAAAAUAUAUAUGCACAAAACUCUACAAAACCACUUUAUGAACACUAUUUACAAAAUGAUUUCCCUUUUGAACAAAAGAGUAACAGUAACAAAGUAACAGCCCCAUAAACAGUAAAAAAGAAAAAAAAAAACCAUACAAUUAAUAGUGCUUCAAAUGCUUCCUGCUGGUUCCUGUGCUGGAGUUUUACUACCCUGAAGUCAAGCUAUAAACUAUGGAAAAGGUAUUUUUAAUGACUUAAAUCACAAUUUAGAUGACUACUUAAAUAAAUGCAACAUUUUCACCAAAGACGAGAAGCUAAAAUGCUGUUAAAGUUUUAUGUGUUAACUGCUUAUGAUAGCUGUUGUAAAUGUAUCAAAUUAGGUCUCUUUGGGUUUAAACUAUUUACUGUCUUUGUUUCCUGUAAUCAAUAAAGAAGAAAUUUAUCUGAC
Messenger RNA from Xyrichtys novacula (pearly razorfish), 2977 nucleotides. NCBI's taxonomy places the organism in Eukaryota, Metazoa, Chordata, Actinopteri, Labriformes, Labridae. The record is from the annotation of a GenBank genome assembly.